Messenger RNA from Antrostomus carolinensis (chuck-will's-widow), 881 nucleotides. RefSeq names its product calcium/calmodulin-dependent protein kinase type II subunit alpha. The transcript is spliced from 11 exons. The record is from RefSeq and is a predicted model, not a curated record. Gene Ontology annotation, molecular function: ATP binding; protein kinase activity. NCBI's taxonomy places the organism in Eukaryota, Metazoa, Chordata, Aves, Caprimulgiformes, Caprimulgidae. Gene Ontology annotation, biological process: protein phosphorylation. The annotation marks the transcript as partial.
GGGCGCUUUCUCCAUCGUUCGGAGAUGCGUGAAGGUGUUGGCAGGACAAGAGUAUGCAGCCAAGAUCAUCAACACCAAGAAGCUGUCUGCUCGAGAUCACCAGAAGCUGGAACGAGAAGCUCGGAUCUGCCGUCUCCUGAAGCACCCCAACAUCGUGAGGCUCCACGACAGCAUCUCAGAAGAGGGCCACCACUACCUGAUAUUUGACCUGGUCACUGGCGGGGAGCUGUUUGAGGACAUUGUGGCCAGGGAAUACUACAGCGAAGCAGAUGCCAGCCACUGCAUCCAGCAGAUCCUGGAGGCUGUCCUGCACUGCCAUCAGAUGGGGGUGGUCCACCGGGAUCUGAAGCCUGAGAACCUGCUGCUGGCAUCCAAGCUGAAGGGUGCUGCUGUCAAACUGGCUGACUUUGGCCUUGCCAUUGAGGUGGAGGGGGACCAGCAAGCGUGGUUUGGUUUCGCUGGCACCCCGGGAUACCUGUCCCCCGAGGUGCUCCGUAAGGACCCCUACGGCAAAGCUGUGGACCUGUGGGCUUGUGGCGUCAUCCUCUACAUCCUGCUGGUUGGGUACCCGCCCUUUUGGGAUGAAGACCAGCACCGACUCUACCAGCAGAUCAAGGCUGGGGCUUAUGAUUUCCCCUCCCCUGAAUGGGACACAGUCACUCCUGAAGCAAAAGAUCUCAUCAACAAGAUGUUGACCAUAAACCCAUCCAAGCGCAUCACGGCAGCGGAGGCUCUGAAGCACCCCUGGAUAUCGCACCGUGCCACCGUCGCAUCAUGCAUGCACAGGCAGGAGACGGUGGAUUGUCUGAAGAAGUUCAAUGCCCGGAGGAAGCUGAAGGGAGCCAUCCUCACCACCAUGCUGGCCACCAGGAACUUCUCCG